UGGGGGUCGGGCUGGCCUUGGUUAGUGGCUCAACUGUUAAAACCCGCUCAGGUGCUCCCGCGAGGGAGAGGAGAUUUCACUUAAUUGAUUGCCCUUGGAGGCACGUAGAAGGCCGGUACGAAGCUGUAUCUCUCUCCGUCCCGGGCACCAUUGAGAUGAAGCAACUGUGGGGACUUGGCCUUUUAUGCCUCCUGCUGCUGGCUGCCUCUGCCCAGGCUGAUGAACCUGAUGUGGAUGGCACUGUCGAAGAUGAUUUGGGUAAAAGCAGAGAAGGAUCUCGGACAGAUGAUGAAGUCGUUCAGAGGGAAGAGGAAUCUAUUCAAUUGGAUGGUUUAAAUGCAUCACAAAUAAAACAACUUAGGGAAAAAUCAGAAAAGUUUGCCUUCCAGGCUGAAGUAAACAGGAUGAUGAAACUUAUUAUCAAUUCGCUGUAUAAAAAUAAAGAGAUUUUCCUUAGGGAAUUGAUUUCAAAUGCAUCAGAUGCUCUAGACAAAAUUCGGUUGAUGUCAUUGACUGAUGAAAAUGCUCUUUCUGGUAAUGAGGAACUCACAGUAAAAAUUAAGUGUGAUAAAGAGAAGAAUAUGCUUCAUGUUACAGACACUGGAAUUGGCAUGACCAAAGAUGAGCUAAUCAAAAAUUUGGGUACCAUUGCCAAAUCUGGUACAAGUGAAUUUCUAAAUAAAAUAACUGAAAUGCAGGAAGAAAACCAGUCAACUUCUGAAUUGAUUGGUCAGUUUGGUGUUGGCUUCUAUUCUGCCUUCCUUGUGGCAGAUAAGGUUAUUGUUACCUCAAAGCAUAAUGAUGACAGUCAACACAUCUGGGAAUCUGAUUCAAAUGAGUUCUCUGUAAUUGAAGAUCCUCGGGGUGAUACCUUGGGACGAGGCACUACUAUAACCCUUGUUUUAAAAGAAGAAGCUUCAGAUUAUCUUGAACUAGAUACAGUUAAAAACCUGGUCACGAAGUAUUCCCAGUUCAUAAACUUCCCUAUUUAUGUAUGGAGUAGCAAGACUGAGACUGUAGAAGAGCCUCUUGAAGAUGAAGAAGUGAAAGACAAAGAUGAGACGGAUGAUGAAGCUGCUGUGGAGGAGGAGGAGGAAGAGAAAAAACCCAAAACUAAACCGGUUCAGAAAACAGUCUGGGAUUGGGAGCUUAUGAAUGACAUAAAACCAAUUUGGCAGAGGCCAUCUAAAGAAGUAGAAGAAGAUGAAUACAAAGCUUUCUACAAAACAUUUUCUAAGGAAACCGAUGAUCCAAUGACUUACAUUCACUUUACUGCUGAAGGAGAAGUAACAUUCAAGUCCAUCUUAUUUGUUCCCAGUACUGCUCCACGUGGCUUAUUUGAUGAAUAUGGAUCCAAAAAAAGUGACUUUAUAAAGCUGUAUGUUCGUAGAGUAUUCAUCACUGAUGACUUCCAUGAUAUGAUGCCCAAAUAUCUUAACUUUGUCAAGGGUGUUGUAGAUUCAGAUGAUCUUCCUUUAAAUGUGUCUCGUGAGACCCUCCAGCAGCACAAACUAUUAAAGGUAAUCAGAAAGAAACUUGUCCGGAAGACACUUGAUAUGAUCAAAAAGAUUGCUGAAGAAAAAUACAAUGACACAUUCUGGAAAGAAUUUGGCACAAAUAUCAAACUUGGAGUGAUUGAAGAUCAUUCAAAUCGGACUCGUCUAGCUAAACUUCUUCGUUUCCAGACUUCUCAUCAUGAAAGCAACGUUACUAGUCUAGAUCAGUAUGUAGAAAGAAUGAAAGAGAAGCAAGAUAAAAUCUAUUUCAUGGCUGGUUCAAGUAGAAAAGAGGCUGAAUCUUCACCUUUUGUGGAACGGCUUCUAAAGAAAGGUUAUGAAGUUAUAUAUUUGACAGAACCAGUGGAUGAAUAUUGUAUUCAGGCUCUCCCAGAGUUUGACAACAAAAGGUUUCAGAAUGUUGCUAAAGAAGGAGUGAAGUUCGAUGAAAGUGAAAAGUCAAAGGAAACUCGUGAGGCUUUAGAAAAAGAGUAUGAACCCCUAUUAACUUGGAUGAAAGACAAAGCUUUAAAGGACAAAAUUGAAAAAGCAGUAUUAUCUCAGCGAUUAACCCAGUCACCAUGUGCUCUUGUAGCUAGUCAAUAUGGAUGGUCUGGCAACAUGGAAAGAAUCAUGAAGGCUCAGGCUUACCAGACUGGGAAAGAUAUCGCUACCAAUUACUAUGCAAGCCAAAAGAAGAUAUUUGAAAUCAAUCCUAAACAUCCUCUCAUAAAAGACAUGCUCAGGCGUGUUCAGGAAAAUGAAGAUGAUCAAGUAGUUGCAGAUCUUGCUGUGGUUCUGCUUGAAACUGCUACCCUAAGAUCAGGUUAUCUGCUGCCAGAUACAAAGGAAUAUGGAGAAAGGAUAGAACGAAUGCUUCGCCUGAGUUUGAACAUUGACCCAGAGGAAAAGGUGGAAGAUGAGCCUGAAGAACCAGAGGAAACUGUUGAAGAAGUAGAACCAGAAGAGGAAAUUGAAGCUGAGGAAGAUACUGAAGACAGUGAAACAGAGAAAACGGAGUCCACAGAUGGAAAAGAUGAAUUGUAAAAUGCACUCUCAAAUACUAUCCUGUGUUUUGGAUGAAGCAGGAAUGUGAACUGAAUUUGUUUUUUCACUGUAAAAUGUUGGGGGGAGGUGUAGGGUUUUGGGCAGAAGAAUUUUUUUAAGUUGCAUUUUUUAAACAUUCCUCACAAUGUAAAUUUGUACUAUUUAACUGACUGCUUGGUGUAAAAUCUUGUCAUGUGUACAAAAUUAAAAUGUUCACACCAGU
Molecule: messenger RNA, 2766 nt
Organism: Pantherophis guttatus
Lineage: Eukaryota; Metazoa; Chordata; Lepidosauria; Squamata; Colubridae
Gene: HSP90B1
Product: heat shock protein 90 beta family member 1
Biological process (GO): protein folding
Molecular function (GO): ATP binding; ATP-dependent protein folding chaperone; ATP hydrolysis activity
Source: RefSeq, a predicted model, not a curated record